CAGACAGCAGGGGGAGGAGGGAGCGCGAGAGAAACAGGAAGAACAUCUUUAAUUUCACUUUCACUUUAGGAGCCAUUACUCUCUAGCAUUUAGCAUAGCGCAGAGCUAAGCAAGGAAACAGACAAAAUAGCUGUUGACUAAUCAAGCUUACAGCUGUAAUGGCCUUCCAGUACCCUGACGCAAGACGCGAUGAGGAGAAGGUGGAUGACUAUCAUGGCGUCAAGAUCUGUGAUCCUUACGUCUGGCUAGAGGACCCAGAUAGUGAGGAGACCAAGGCUUUUGUGGAGGCGCAGAAUCAACUGACGAUGCCUUUUCUGGAGAACUGUGCCGUGCGAACGCAGUUCCACCGGCGCCUCACUGAACUCUACGACUACCCCAAAUACAGCUGCCCCUACAAGAGAGGGAACCGGUACUUCUACUUCCACAACCAGGGCCUGCAGAACCAGGAUGUGCUCUAUGUGCAGGACUCUCUGGACGGUACCGCCACAGUCUUCUUCGACCCAAACACCCUCUCUGAAGACGGAACUGUGGCCCUAAAGAUGGGGCGCCUAUCUGAAGAGUGCGAGUACUUUGCGUACGGCCUGAGCACCAGCGGCUCCGACUGGGUGACGGUGCGCUUCAUCAAGGCGGACGACCUGAGCCCACUGCCCGACGUGCUGGAGAGGGUCAAGUUCAGCUGCCUGGCCUGGACCCAUGAUGCCAAGGGCGUCUUUUACAACUGCUACCCUCCUCAGGACGGAAAGGCAGAUGGCACAGAGACAACAUCGAACCUCAACCAGAAGCUCUACUACCAUGUGAUAGGGACCAAGCAGCCUGAGGAUGUCCUAGUGGCUGAGUUUCCUGACAACCCAAAAUGGCAUAGUGGAGUAACGGUUUCUGAUGACGGACGCUAUGCUCUUCUGUCUAUUACUGAGGGCUGUGAACCAGUCAACCGGCUAUGGUAUUGUGACCUGCAGCAAUUGCCCAAUGGAAUCAAGGGGAUGCUGCCGUGGGUUAAACUGGUGGAUAACUUCGAGGCACAGUACUCGUACGUCACCAACGAGGGCAGCGUCUUCACCUUCCGCACCAACCUGGAGGCGCCGCGCUACCGGCUCAUCAACAUCGACCUGCAGAAGCCAGACCCGGCCCAGUGGAGCACCCUCAUUUCCGAGCACCCCAAAGACGUCCUGGGGUUUGUGGCCUGUGUGAACCAGCGCCAUCUCGUGGUGAACUAUGUGCACGACGUGAAGGAUGUGCUGCAGCUAAGAGAAUUGUCCUCAGGCGAGCUGAUCCGAGACCUACCCCUUGAUGUGGGCACGGUGGCGGGUAUCAGCUGUAAGAAGAAGCACUCCGACUUCUUCUAUAAGUUCACCUCCUUCACCACGCCAGGGAUCAUCUUCCACUGUGACCUGAGCCAGUCUCCCCCGGAGCCGCGGGUCUUCAGACAGGUGGAGGUGAAGGGCAUCCAGCGGGAGGACUACCAGACCACACAGGUGUUCUACCCUAGCAAAGAUGGAACAAAGAUCCCCAUGUUCCUUGUCCAUGCCCGUGGUAUCAAGAAGGAUGGGACAAACCCUGUCUUCCUCUAUGGUUACGGAGGCUUUGAUCACUCCCUUCAGCCAUACUACAACUCGUCAUACCUGUUGUUCGUCAGACACCUGGGCGGCAUUGUGGCUGUGGCCAACAUCCGUGGAGGGGGAGAGUAUGGGCAGACCUGGCACAAAGGUGGCACGCUAGGAAACAAGCAGAACUGCUUCGAUGACUUCCAGUGUGCUGCUGAGUUUCUGAUCCAGGAGGGAUACACCACAUCCAGCCGCAUAGCCAUCAAUGGAGCCUCCAACGGAGGACUGCUCGUAGCGGCAUGUGUGAACCAGCGUCCGGAGCUGUUUGGCUGUGCCGUGGCUGAAGUUGGGGUCAUGGACAUGCUCAAGUUCCACAAGUUCACCAUCGGCCAUGCCUGGACCACUGACUAUGGCUGUGCAGACAAGCCUGAGGAGUUCCAGUGGCUCAUCAAGUACUCUCCUCUCCACAACCUCCCGGCCGCCCCGCGCUCCGACGGCCCUCCGUACCCGGCGGUGCUGCUGCUGACGGCGGACCACGACGACCGCGUGGUGCCCCUGCACACGCUCAAGUACGCGGCGACGCUGCAGCGCGGCGUGGGCCGCAGCCCCGGGCAGCGCCAGCCGCUGAUGGUGCGCGUGGACACCCGCAGCGGCCACGGCGCCGGCAAGCCCACCACCAAGGCCAUCCAGGAGGACGCCGACAUCUACGCCUUCAUCGGCCAGGUGCUGGGCCUCAGCUGGAGGGACUGAGCGGAGAAGGAGAAGGAGGGUGCGUGGGGAGACAAAAGCACAAAAAGCAAUACAAGGCUACUGUAAAUGGGAAGAGAACUGAAAACUGUGGGAUACACCUGAAAAGCACAAUUGAUUCGCUCUCAAUAACCUGCACACACCUCUGACUUAAUCAUCAAAUUCAACUUCAAAAAUAAGCCGUCACUGCCAAAUAAUAAUCAUUUUUAAAAAGUCAUUUUUUUUGUGGACAAUGUAUUAUGUUCUAGGGGAGAAGGAGAAGGGCGUGGGGAGACGAAAGGUGCCUCUCAUUUGGCUUUUAUACGUCCUCCCUCGCUCCUCGGGGGCCUCGGUCCUCACCGUUGUACAGUAUAUAAAGAAUGAUGGGGUGGCCACAAUGGAAGUCUAUCCCUUCUUCUAUCUUUCUUUAUGAAGAUCAGUGAGGAUCGAGGCCCCAGGAGCGAGGGAGGACGUAUAAAUGCUGAAUGAGAGGCACCCAUAAGCACAAAAAAGCAUACAAGGCUAAAUGGGAAGAGAACUGAAAACUGUGGGAUAUACACCUGAAAAGCACAAUUGAUUUGCUCUCAAUAACUUUCACACAUCUCUGACUUAAUCAUCAAAUACAACUUCAAAAUAAGCCGUCACUGCCAAAUAAUAAUGAUUAUUAAAAAGUAUUUUUUUUGUGGAAAAUGUAUUAUGUUCUACACAGCACAGUGUCUGUAAUACUACUUUUCAACACUAGAUGGCAAUAGCAGACAACUUUUAUGCAUUACCAUUAUGCACACGCAAUGACAACCACUGCCAAACCGACAGUACUGAAAAAAUGCUAUUGAUCUGGCCAAAUGUCACACUCCUCCUCUAGACUAAGCCAUGUUUGUAGUCUGAUUAAGAGAGCUAUGCCCCGAGGACUUUAAUUACAAAACCAAUCAAAUGUGUUGGGGGUAGAGGGGUGGCACAGAAUACCAUCAUGAAUGUGAGGAAUGAGAAGAAGAGAGAACCAGAUUACUGUCAGUGUGUGAUGUAUCCAUGCAUUAUUAACCCUUCCCAUAGCUCCGAUCAGUCUUUUUUGGAAAUAACUGAAUGGCAAAAGUAUGUUUGGCAAUUAACAUAAAAAUUGUACAGUGCACAGUACAGGUACAGUGCUUAUAAAGUCACAUUUUUAUAUG
Messenger RNA from Sardina pilchardus (European sardine), 3433 nucleotides. Its product is annotated as prolyl endopeptidase-like. Gene Ontology annotation, cellular component: cytosol. Gene Ontology annotation, molecular function: serine-type endopeptidase activity; oligopeptidase activity. Bases 159 to 2291 code for a protein of 710 amino acids. NCBI's taxonomy places the organism in Eukaryota, Metazoa, Chordata, Actinopteri, Clupeiformes, Clupeidae. The record is from RefSeq and is a predicted model, not a curated record. The transcript has 15 exons. Gene Ontology annotation, biological process: proteolysis.